AUUUCGCGCAGAGACGAGCACACGCUCUCACUGUUCUUGUACUUCACACGCUCGCAGCUCAUUAUUGCUCUUCCCAUAACGAAAACAAACAAAAAACACGUCGACCACCAGCCGCCCCUUUGCUUGUGUCGUGUUGGAAGCAAGCGCAUGGCCCGGUGCCUGGGUCGACAAGCGAAGAAAACACGGCAACUUUCUCACGCCUGUGCGCUGUGUUCACCAUGAUCAACAGCGCAGUUGUGACGCUAACAGCACUUUUAGCAGCACAAUGGGUGCUCGCCGACUCCGAUCUCCAGAAAUUGCUCAUUACUGUUGCAAAGCACGAUCGAGUAAUUGUGAUAUUCACCCAAGAAUGCUGUACCUGCGCGGAGUGCGUCGAAGUGGAACAGAUUCUAAACGCAAAACAGGAGGAGCUGAGCGAUUACUACGGAGUCGGUGUGGUGAAAGUGGUUAGCAAGCCGAUGGUUGAAGAACAUUACGGGAUCACGUCACGGCCGGCGAUCCUCUUCUUUCGGCAGUCGGUUCCGGCUCUCUUCGAAGGUCAUCACGAUCCUGACAGCAUAAUGGAAUGGAUUGGCCAGAGCUUGGACCCGGCAGUUAAAGCCUUGGAUGACGAAUCAUUCGAACAUCUUACGCAAGCUGCGACAGGGGCAACUACGGGCAACUGGCUUGUGGUGUUCCACACGGAUAAAUGUGUGAAACCAGAUGCGGCAACAGGCGUGCUGGAGGGCCUGUCGUCCAGGGUUAAAGGGACCACAAAUGUUGCCAAAGUCGAUAUUGAUCGUUCUCCAGGCUUGGCAGAAAGGUUUGCAAUCAAGGAGUGCCCCACGGUCUUUUUCUUCCGACUGGGCAAAAUGUACAAGUACAACCUCAAGAAGCUGGAAAUUAAAUCUCUGAGGAAUUUUGUGGACGGCCUGUACAAAAACAUGAAGGCCCAUCCAGUGCCAGUGCCCCAAACUCCAUUUGACAAGAUGGUUGAAAGAAUUGCAGACUUCUUGAAGGAACACAGAAGAACUGUGAUGCUGGGUAUUGUGGCAUUGUUCUCUGUCACAUACACAAUAUACAAGGUUUUCUUAUUUCAAAACACUCUGAAAGUUGUGAAGAAGAAAGAGUGAUCUUUGAACCUGCCCCUCGUGCCUUAGCAGUGGUUGUUAGAAUAAACAAUUUUUUACAUAGUUGUCCAAA
Molecule: messenger RNA, 1182 nt
Organism: Rhipicephalus microplus (southern cattle tick)
Lineage: Eukaryota; Metazoa; Arthropoda; Arachnida; Ixodida; Ixodidae
Product: protein disulfide-isomerase A5
Source: RefSeq, a predicted model, not a curated record